AUGUCACCAACCGACGACACCGCUCCUGAAAAUCAGGGUUUGUCCCAAGAAUCAUUCCUGCAGCUCAUCAUACAGGCCAAGAAAUUUAAGGAACGCUCUCAUAGCACAUUCCAGGAUGCCCAUCUGUCAGAGCUCACCCGUCUCUCGCAGAAACCGAGCGACGUCGUUACAUCAGCCUCCCUUUCCUCCGAAGACCCAAACUUACUGCCCAAUGAUGCACCAACAGCACCGUUAUCGACUGUAUUCAUCGGUGACUCCAUGCUCGAGCGCCUCAAGACGACGGGUACAUCCACAGGCCUAGCAAAGCUCUCUGGAUCGUUCAACGCUGGUUGCGGUGGCGACAAGAUUGAGAACGUCCUCUAUCGUCUUGAUCUCAUGUACCCAUUCCUCCAGAACUGUAGCGACAUCAAGCUGUGGGUAGUCAUGGUCGGGACGAAUAAUCUCCGCAAGAAGGGUUUCCGCCCAACGGAUGUAGCACUGUAUCGUCUGCUACUGCAGGCUCUUUUGAGGAUUGCACCAGGUAGCAAGGUGCUUGCAUGCGAGCUGUUCUGGAGGAAGGAUGUUGAGGAUCGAUAUGUGGACGAGGCGAAUCGAAUGGUCAAGGAGAUGAUCAACGCGAUGAAUGAUACUCUUGGAGACACGAGGAUUUGGUGGAGUGAGGCACCGGAGGAUGUUACAAAGGCGAUGCUUGAAGACCAUGGGCAGUACCAAAAACUAAAUCGCCAAAGUCCACCUGUCAUGGUCACAAAGACGCUACCCCUUCAGAAUCGAACAAGCAUCUGGGCAGCCGAGACCAAGCUUCCGUGCAACGUCAUCGGAUUGGGUGGUGGACAAAAUGAGACUUUGUCUCAAGUCCAGAAUGCCAACGCAGAGCUUGCCAAAUCAAUACCGUCAGCACCUGCCACAACCACUUCAACAACAACCACUUCGACUACCAAGCCUACUACCCCUGUAACCAAUGAAGUCCAAUUACCCUCGAUACAACCACCCGGGGACUAUGAUGCUCAUCCAAGUUCAACAUCAAGGCGUCAGAGUGAAAGCCCAACGUGA
Messenger RNA from Linnemannia hyalina, 1050 nucleotides. Lineage: Eukaryota; Fungi; Mortierellomycota; Mortierellomycetes; Mortierellales; Mortierellaceae. The record is from the annotation of a GenBank genome assembly.